AUGAAAUUGAAAACGAUUAAUCGAGUUUGUAAAACAAAUGAAGGUAAAUUAAUACCAUAUAAACCAGAAUACAUAGACUCAAAAAAUAAUCCAGAAGAAUCAGUUGAAUACAAAGACAAUGCAAUAAGUAUUAUUCACGAUUUUGUAUUCACCGAUUCAGAUUUCUAUCGUAAAACGAAAAGUUUAAAAUUGCGUUUAUCAAAUAGAAAUUUAAUAAUAAGCCCAUUAGCAUUUCGUUUAUCGGAACUUGAGCAUUUAGAAAUAACUCCAGGUUCAGUUAUGUUAGAUCCAAAAACUUUUCAAAGAUUAAAUCAUUUAAAGUCUCUUAAAUUAAAAAUUAAUGACGCAAUUGUAAGACUUUAUCAAGUAUUGCCAAAUUUUCCAAAUUUGGAAAGUUUAGAAUUGAUUGAAUAUAAAUUUGAAAGUAUUUGUGAUCCAUCCAACACUGAUCUGUACAUAUCGAGUCUAAAUUAUACAGCAAGUAUUAUCAAUAAACUAUCAUCAGGGUCAUUCAGAUGUUUGCCAAAUCUCGAGAGUUUAAUAAUAACGAGAACCAACUUGUCAGUAAUAGAAGUUGGUGCAUUUGAAAAUUUAAAAAACCUGGAAAGACUGGAAUUAACAUCAAAUUGGGAAAUAACUUAUAUUCGAAAAAAUUUUUUGCAUGAAUUGACAAAUCUAAAAAUUCUAAAUUUAGCAAACAAUUCGAUAGUAAAAAUUGAUAGUGAAGCAUUUGCUCCAAUAAAUAAGAACUGUAAAAUGCUAAAUCUAAGUUACAAUUUAUUGGCACAACUUGAAUAUGGAUGUUUUAAAAAUUUUGAAUGCGAAACAAUUGAUCUUGGUGGAAAUAACAUUCAGUAUAUUGGAAGUAAUGAAUUUAAAAAUUCAAUAAUUAUUAGAUUGUUUUUGGAUGGCAAUAUCAUUAAAAAAUUUAAAAACGGAAGACGUUGGGGUCUUAAAAAUUCUACUACAGUAUAUUUCAAAUAUAAUCAUGACGAAUCUGCAACUAACACAAAUGAGAACUACACCUAUUGUUAUGAGAGUGAUCAGGCUAUUUAUGUUAUUUGCAAAGAAGUCAAAUUUAUUAUAUCAGUAACACAAAAAGUGUUGCCUUAUAGACUUUCACCAACGACACUGGCAAUUUAUGACAAUGAAACAUUUGGAAUAGAUCCCAAUGCAUUUGUUGAUUUGAGUAUCGAAUCAUUGACAAUAAAAUCAUCUGCAGAUACGUUUUAUGUACGAGAAAACUCAUUUAUGAAAAUGAAGAAACUUAAAAAUCUUCAACUUAUUACCAGUCGAAUGGUUUUAAAUGAAGGUUCAAUUUUACCAAUGAAUGAUACAUUAGAAAGUUUGACAUUAUCAGUAUAUGAAUCUAGUGUUUCUCUUUACGACAUAUUAGUAAGAAUGAAAAAUUUAAAAAUGUUAACAAUUGAAAACCACAAUGCUUUUAAUUUUCAACGAUGUGUUGUUGAUAAUAAUAGUAAUUAUAUAACACUGGAAGGUCUCAGAUAUAAUGGUGGUUCAUUUGAAAUUCUUCCAUCAAAAUCAUUUGAAUGUUUUAAAAUGUUGGAACAUCUAGCUAUAUAUCAGAGUAGUCUUCAAGAAAUUGAAGCUGGAGCAUUCAGUGGUCUUCAAAAUUCUAGAAUUCUUAUCAUACAGUUCAAUCAAAAUUUAUCUGUUAUUAAAAAAGGUGUACUUGAUGGAUUACAAAAAUUGGAUAUACUUUUAUUGAAACACAAUUCAAUAUCACUUAUUGAAGAUGGAGUAUUUAUGGAUUUAAAUAAAACAGUAUCAUUGUUAGACCUUAGUGGAACAUUCAAAGGAAUGAUAUGUGACUAUCUUGAUUUGAGUGGAAAUACAAUUUUAUCUAAUGAUGGAGAUAUACUUCGUCUUGCUGAUAUUAAGAAAUGGAAUAUUAACGGACAUGUUCUUACUAGAGGUCAUUCGACAAAAGCCGAGGAUCCACCAGAUGAUGAUCCUCUCAUUCGCUAUACUAAUUGGCAGAAAGGUUGUGAUGGUAAAUUUAAGUACGGAUACAAAUAUGCUAAAAUAUCAUGUCCGGAUAAGUCUCUUAUCUAA
Molecule: messenger RNA, 2076 nt
Organism: Aphidius gifuensis
Lineage: Eukaryota; Metazoa; Arthropoda; Insecta; Hymenoptera; Braconidae
Product: protein artichoke-like
Exons: 2
Coding region: 1-2076 (691 amino acids)
Cellular component (GO): extracellular matrix
Molecular function (GO): protein binding
Source: RefSeq, a predicted model, not a curated record